Molecule: messenger RNA, 2271 nt
Organism: Bufo gargarizans (Asiatic toad)
Lineage: Eukaryota; Metazoa; Chordata; Amphibia; Anura; Bufonidae
Product: prickle planar cell polarity protein 3-A-like
Molecular function (GO): zinc ion binding
Source: RefSeq, a predicted model, not a curated record
UAAGCCUUCAUUUCUAUUGUCCUGGGCAGGAAAGGGUUAAAGAGAGCAGCGUGUGCUGCCGUAUGAAUGCAGCUUCCGGGGUGGUGUCACUUUCCAGCCUAGGAGUGUCGUCUCCUCUUACAGGUAGGGCGGUUUGUCCCCUGGGGAGGGUCCUGUGUGAUGUGCUGGGGUGUGGACUGGCUCCAGGUGAACGGAACUGAAGACCAGGAAAGAGUUACUGGGAUAGUCCUCGGCAGACAUCCGGAGGGUCAGGAUGUUCCGCAGUUCCAGGCGGCGGCGGUCUCAGGGAGUGGAGCUGAAUGUCACCGGCCAGGGUCAGCCAUGUCAUUCCUGCAGAGAACGCUGCCCUGGUUUCCUCGCACACAGGUGGAGAAAGAUCUGCCAACAUUGUCAUUGCCCAUGGGAAGAUCAUGGGAGCGCCACGUCUCCUCAGAAUCUAGAGAGGUCCCUGUGCCAGAUGGUAGGGGCACAGCGCUUAUCUUCAGGUGAAAGCAGUUCUGACUCUGCCUUCGAGAAAUAUGCAUGGGUACCCCCUGGACUAACCCCUGAGCAGGUGCACCAAUAUUUCAGAUGUCUUCCCGAGGACAAGGUCCCAUAUGUGCUGAGUAAAGGAGAAAGAUACAGACUGCGGCAACUUCUCUGUCAACUACCCCCACAUGACUCUGAGGCCCGGUACUGCUGCUCUUUGCAGGCAGAGGAAGAAGAAGAGUUGCUUAUUCUCUUCGUCCAGAAACGGAAACUUGAGAAUUUGGGUCGUGGGUCUGUACGUCUGUCUCCAGAACCUAUGAGUGGUACAGUCUGCCAGAAGUGUGGACAACAGAUCAGUGGGGGCGAUAUGGCGGUAUUUGCCUCCAGAGCAGGACUUGGCUCUUGCUGGCAUCCUCAGUGUUUCACCUGUACCAAGUGCUCAGAGCUUCUCUGCGACCUCAUCUACUUCUACCAUGGAGGACAAGUCUACUGUGGCCGGCACCAUGCUGAGCUUCAGCGACCACGAUGCUUGGCCUGUGAUGAGAUCAUCUUCUCGGUGGAGUGCACACAGGCCGAGGGUCACCACUGGCACACCAGGCACUUCUGCUGCUUUGAGUGUGAAUGUUCUCUUGUAAGUCAGCGCUAUAUAAUGAAAGAUAAGCGGUCGUAUUGUUCCCCCUGCUACGAGAGACUCUACGCACAGUACUGUGACAGCUGCGGGGAGAUCAUAGGUAUAGAUGAAGGACAGCUAUCACAUGGUGGGCAGCACUGGCAUGCAUCUGAACGCUGCUUCUGUUGUGGAAGGUGUGGGUCGUCUCUUCUGGGCAGGCCAUUCCUACCUCGCCAUGGACAAAUUUAUUGCUCCAGGGCAUGCAGUCUACCACGGACAAGCAGCGAGCGCUCCAUAAGCCCAGCUCAGUCAGAUGUAUCUCCACGCAAGGAAACAAGAGAUAUCGGAACAUCUACCAACACAGAGCCAGAGGGAGAACAUUUUGAAGAAAGACGUAUGGGAGGAGAACCAAGAAGAGCUGUGUCUAUGAUAGAUCAGUGUGGGACACCCCAGCAAUGCAACUCAUAUGUGACUCCAAUAAGGUCCAUACAUUCCAGCAUGAGAGGGGCGCCAAGCGAAUUCUCCCGGGAGUGUUCCCAAAGACGCUCUCUGCCUGACCUCAGGAAUCAGAAUCGAACGGGCCCUCGGGUCACCUUCAAAAUUCCUCUUAGCACUGAACUGAAGGAACCAAUGCGUUUUACCUAUCCGUCGUUCUCUUCCACCUCUUCUUCAUCUUCUGAUGAUGAGGUAGAUGGCUACUUUUUAGGAGAACCCAUUCCUUUGCCUACUUUUAUGAGGCCUCCAGGGCAUCCUGCUCCUCCCAAUCCUCCCCCAAAACCAAAGAAGAAAGACAAGAAUUGCAACCUCUCUUGAACUAUAUCUAGCUUGGCUACUCGGAGGCUGGUAAAUGUCACCUUCAACACUCAAGGACUUCACUAGACCUUAUGGGUUCCAGAACUGUGUACCUGGGAACUGGUAUUUAUUAGGGUGCUAUUAUGAUUGACAUUGGGGCGAUCUGUGUAUUCGCUGUGCAGGUGGAAGAGGUUCUGAGAAAGUACAAUCUCUUUCUCAGUUGUCAUAUCCUAUGUAAUGGAGCUCUAACCACUAGUUCCUUGUAUAAACAUCACAGCUUUCCUAAAUGUAUCUUCUAGAGCAGGGAUGCUCAACCUGCGGCCCUCCAGCUGUUGUAAAACUACAACUCCCACCAUGCCCAGCUAAAGGCUGACAGCUGUAGGCUGUUCAGGCAUGCUGGG